UGUUUUCAUUGGCUUCUUCAGCUCGUACCCAGAGCCUGUAGGUUCCAAAGAUGAACCCCACAGAUGUGGCAGACACCACGCAGGACGAAAGCGCGUACAAUAGUUACUACCUCUACGACAGCAUGCCCAAGCCUUGCACCAAGGAAGGCAUCAGGGCCUUCGGGGAGCUCUUCCUGCCUCCUCUCUACUCCUUGGUCUUUUUGCUGGGUCUGUUUGGAAAUUCCGUUGUGGUUCUGGUGCUGUUCAAAUACAAGAGGCUCAAGUCCAUGACCGACGUGUACCUGCUGAACCUGGCCAUCUCGGAUCUGCUGUUCGUGCUCUCGCUCCCGUUCUGGGGCUACUAUGCGGCCGACCAGUGGGUGUUUGGGCUGGGCCUGUGCAAGGUCGUCUCGUGGAUGUACCUGGUGGGCUUUUACAGCGGCAUCUUCUUCAUCAUGCUCAUGAGCAUAGACAGGUACCUGGCCAUCGUGCACGCAGUGUUCUCCCUGAAAGCCAGGACUCUGACCUACGGGGUUGUCACUAGCCUCGUCACGUGGUUGGUGGCCGUGUUCGCCUCCCUCCCGGGCCUCUUGUUCAGCACCUGCUACACGGAGCGCAACCACACGUACUGCAAAACCAAGUACUCGGUCAACUCGACAACAUGGAAGGUCCUCAGCUCCCUGGAGAUCAACGUCUUGGGGCUGGUCAUCCCCCUGGGGAUCAUGCUCUUCUGUUACUCCAUGAUCGUCAGGACCCUGCAGCACUGUAAGAACGAGAAGAAGAGCAGGGCGGUCAAGAUGAUCUUCGCCGUGGUGGUCCUCUUUCUUGGCUUCUGGACGCCCUACAACGUGGUGCUUUUCCUGGACACCCUGGUGGAGCUGGAAGUCCUUCAGGACUGUACCUUGGAGAGGUACCUCGACUACGCCAUCCAGGCCACAGAAACCCUGGCCUUCGUUCAUUGCUGCCUCAACCCCGUCAUUUACUUCUUCCUCGGGGAGAAAUUCCGCAAGUACAUCGCCCAACUCUUCCGAACGUGCCGGGGGCCUCUUGCGCUCUGCCAAUACUGUGAUUUCCUUCAGAUCUCCUCGGCCGACACCUCCAGCUCCUCCUACACGCAGUCCACUGUGGAUCAUGACCUCCGAGAUGCUUUGUAACGCGCGGACACGGGACAACCUGCCACUGGCAGGCUCCGCACACCCAGCGCUUGCUCGCCUUGUUUUCAGUAAGGUCACCCCAGCAGGUGUCUGAGGAAAGCCAGCAAGCAAAAUCAGGGAAGACGGCUUCUCCCUGGCAGGUGUCUCUCUUUCGGGGGAGAAAGGUGUGUCUACAGGGAGAGGGGAACCUGGGGAGACUAGAUUGUACUGAAGAGAAAGAGCCCCCCACUCCCUGCCUCCCCAGGACCCUCCACAGUCAGAGCCCCAACAGGUGGAGGAGUUCACUCCUUCACCAUGACCAGGAGCCCUUGGAUGAAUCUCGAGUCUUUGUGGAACUACCUAGAAGACUUUGGCAUGCCAUAAUGCUCUUGUCCAGUGGUAUUCCAUGAGGCCAGAUAUUUAGAGAAAUGAUUAUCUUAGAUCUUGAUCCUUUCAUUAUGGAGGAUUCUUCACUGAACUCUGGUAAUCGGUGUAGGGAUGAAGGUGUUAGGGUGAUUCCCUUCUCCAUGUGAAAUAAAACAUUUAGCGCAUACCUGUUGCAAGCCACAUGCAGUCUGGCUUCUAGUAUAUGUUGCAGUUAUAACAAGUGGCUAUUCAAAUUGUGGAAGGACCGCAUCAGGCAGAGAAGGGCAAAAUGCCCUUGUGAGCCUAGCUGCUCUGGGAAUGAGGUCAAGAGAUCUCAGAGUCAAGGACUGCCUGGACAGUCUGACAAAUCUGUGAGUUUGAAGCCAGCUUGGUCUACGGAGUGUGCUCCAGGACAAAGUCAGAACAGUUGUUCUUAUGCUAUUUUAAUUAUUUACCAUGUUACAUCAUUAAGAUGAUUUGCCAUUUGAUUGUAUUCAAGCCAUUUAAAAAUUUUAAUGUUUUAUAUGUAUGGGUGUUUUGUUUGCAUGUAUAUCUGUGCCCCAUAGUGUGCCUGGUGCCUGCAGAGGCCAGAAGAGGAUGUUGACUCCCCUGGAACUGGAGUUACAGAUGGUUGUGGGUGUUGGGAAUUGAACUUGGGUCCUCUGGAAGAGCAGCCAGUGCUCUGAACCGUUGGGCCAUCUCUCUAGACCCUUGCUUUGUUAACGCUGACUCAUUCUACAGUACAGAUUGUCCUGGGGCUCAGUGUGUAGCCAAGCUGGCCUUGACCUUUUCCCAAUCUCUUUGCAUCAGCCUCUCACGUGCUGGGAUUGUAGGUGUGAGGCCCACAUCCAGCUCCAUAGCCUUAACUGCUCGGAAUCAAGCAAAAACUCCAACAAAGUUUGUGAGCCCUGAUCCCUCCUCAAAUAAGAGCCAAUCUGGAGAGACACUGAGUUAGGACGCUUCCGUUGUAGCACUGCUGCCUUAUAAAGAAUGCAUUUCUAGAAGUGUACUUUCUGAAGAUCGGCUUUAAGAGGGAAAACUGCCACUGCCUUCACAGAAGACAAAUAAAGUCGCGCAUAGCUGCACUAA
Messenger RNA from Meriones unguiculatus (Mongolian gerbil), 2567 nucleotides. It is a transcript of the gene Ccr4, whose product is annotated as C-C motif chemokine receptor 4. Gene Ontology annotation, cellular component: membrane. Gene Ontology annotation, biological process: chemotaxis; inflammatory response; G protein-coupled receptor signaling pathway. The transcript has a single exon. NCBI's taxonomy places the organism in Eukaryota, Metazoa, Chordata, Mammalia, Rodentia, Muridae. Gene Ontology annotation, molecular function: C-C chemokine receptor activity. Bases 51 to 1133 code for a protein of 360 amino acids. The record is from RefSeq and is a predicted model, not a curated record.